Molecule: messenger RNA, 613 nt
Organism: Ananas comosus (pineapple)
Lineage: Eukaryota; Viridiplantae; Streptophyta; Magnoliopsida; Poales; Bromeliaceae
Product: subtilisin inhibitor 1-like
Exons: 2
Coding region: 204-431 (75 amino acids)
Biological process (GO): response to wounding
Molecular function (GO): serine-type endopeptidase inhibitor activity
Source: RefSeq, a predicted model, not a curated record
AAUAAGGACCUUGUUUUUGUCCUUUUUAAAGCUUUGUUUGGUUAUGGUUGGUCGACACGCAUCUGCCGUCCAUGCUCAAUUACUCUGUUGGUCGCAGAAUCACUCGUAGCAAAAUGUAUUGAUAAAGCUGGCAAAGUUCUCCGUCUAUAGCUAGAGCUUUCUCCAUACUCCUCGAGACAACCAGAGCUCCAUUUAGCAAAUAUAUGGAGGGUGAAAAGGAAGUAAAGGCAUCAGCUCCAAGACAUUCAUGGCCUGAGGUAGUAGGGCUUACCACAGAAGAGGCCGAGAAGAGGAUCAGACAGGAUAAGCCGGAUGCUCGAUUCCAAGUGGUUCCACCUGAUCACUUUGUGACGAUGGAUUACGAUACUGGCCGCGUUCGUAUCUUCAUAGACUCUUCCGGCAAGGUCGCAAAGACUCCCUUGGUUGGUUAGACGAAUGAGAUGCUGUGAUGGACAGACAGCAUCUAUGUUCGAGCAAUAAUUAUUAUAUAUAUAAAGAAAGAAAUCCACUAGUAGAUGGGUUCUAUUGUCACUAGGAUCAUUCCUCAAUUGUAUGUUUGCUGACUCGAUGUGCAGUAAACUUUGUAUGUUUAUGUUUGUGCUUGCAUUCUCUU